AUGCAUGUUCUUUCUUUCUUUAUCUUUCUUCCUUUCUUUCUUUUGUCCUUUCUUUCUUUUUAUUUUCUUUUACUGUUCUUUUCCUUUCUUUUUAUGUUUCAUUCAUUAAUUUUUCCCUUUCUUUUUCAUUCUUUCUUUUUCAUAUUUUUAUUUUCAUUCUUUCCUUUUUCUCUCCUUUUCAUUCAUUCAUUCUUUCUUUCUUUCUUUUUUUCUUUUCUUAUUAUUCUUUCUUUCUCAUUUCUUUUCUUUUCAUCAUUCAUUAAUUUUUCCCUUUCUUUUUCAUUCUUUCUUUUUCAUAUUCUUUCUUUUUCUUUUCAUUCUUUCCUUUUUCUCUCCUUUUCAUUCAUUCAUUCUUUCUUUCUUUCUUUUUUCUUUUCUUAUUAUUCUUUCUUUCUCAUUUCUUUUCUUUUCAGUCAUUCAUUAAUUUUUCCAUUUCUUUUUCAUUCUUUUUCAUAUUUUUCUUUUAAUUCUUUCCUUUUUCUCUCCUUUUCAUUCUUUCUUUCUUUCUUUCUUUCUUUUUCUGUUCAGUUCUUUCUUUCUUCCACUCCCUCUUCUUUCUUUCUUUCUUUUUUCUUUCUUUCUUUUGCUUUCUUUCUCUCUUCUGUCCCUUCUUUCUUUCUUUCUUUCUUUCUUGUUAAGCAUUUUACAACUUUCCUCUUAAAAACCCUUUCUCCUUUGAUUUUGUUUGUAUUGCUUCGCCUGUCCCUCUUUCACCAGUUAACUGUUACUACGCAACCACAGAAUUAA
This is a messenger RNA of Acanthosepion pharaonis, 747 nucleotides long. The record is from the annotation of a GenBank genome assembly. NCBI's taxonomy places the organism in Eukaryota, Metazoa, Mollusca, Cephalopoda, Sepiida, Sepiidae.